CAGAGAUUUCCGGUCGCGAGGCUUGAGAACUCGACGGUGGCUCGCAAGAGCGGAUUGUAGGCUGAGAAAAAGUACCUGUUUAAGUGAGCUGCGUACAUUGUAUUUGAUGUUGCGGUCUGGUGUUGUGUUUCAUUAUUGGUGCUUCUGCUUCUCUUUCCGGUAAACUCCUCUCUCUGUUUUAGGAAGCUUAGACUCUUCUGUCUUUCAUGCUUUGUGGUUAAGGGAAGCUGCAUUUCUUAAACAUAUGAAGUUCCAUAAGCCUUCACGUACUGAAUUUGAACGCUUGAUUGUUCCGCGGUUUCACCUUUUGCAUUUGCAAAUCUGCUGUCUCUUCACUCCUUUGUUGAAUGGACAAAAGAAAACUACUACUCCUUUUGAGAUCCUGCAUUAGUUCCAAGUCACUGAAGCAAGGGAAGCUCAUUCAUCAAAGGGUUGUCACUUUAGGCUUACAGAAUGAUUUUGCCUUAUGCAAGGACCUGAUAAAUCUUUACUUCUCUGCCCAUUUGUAUGAUUAUGCAAAGUAUGUUUUUUGUUCCGUUGAAAACCCAUCAGAGAUAUCUUUGUGGAAUUGCCUGAUGGCGGCUUACACUAAGAAUUUUAUGUACUCAGAAGCUCUAGACGUCUUUGAGAAGUUAUUAGCUAACCCUUGCUUAAAGCCUGAUUUUUACACGUAUCCCAGUGUUCUUAAGGCCUAUGGAGCAAAGGGUAGAAUUGGUUGUGGACAAAUUUUUCAAGCAUGUUUGAUCAAAACUGGGUUAAUAACUGAUGUGGUAGUUGGAAGCUCUCUUUUGAGCAUGUAUGCUAAAUGCAAUGGAUUGGAGUAUGCAAUCAAGGUGUUUGAUGAACUGCCUGAAAAGGAUGUAGCAUGUUGGAAUUCAGUAAUUUCUUGCUAUUACCAAAGUGGAAAGUUUGAAGAGGCGCUACAAUAUUUUGAGGUAAUGAAAAGAUGUGGUUUUGCGCCUGAUUCUGUGACAAUCACUACUGCUAUUUCAUCUUGUGCUAAACUUCUGGACUUGGACAGGGGAAGGGAAAUUCAUAAAGAAUUGGUAAGUAGUGUGUUUCUUUCAGAUAGCUUUGUUAGCUCUGCUCUUGUUGACAUGUAUGGAAAAUGCGGUGAUCUAGAAAUGGCCAUAGAGAUUUUUGAGCAAAUACCAAGAAAGACUAUAGUUGCUUGGAAUUCCAUGAUUGCCGGUUAUGGUUUGAAAGGUGAUAGUAUUUCAUGUAUCAAACUUUUUAAUAGGAUGCACAAUGAGGGUCUUAACCCAAGUUUGACUACUAUAAGCAGCAUAAUAAUGGCUUGUUCACGGUCAGCCCGGCUACAUGAUGGUACACUAAUACAUGGUUAUAUCAUACGAAACAGAAUACAGCCCGAUAUUUUUAUCAAUAGCUCACUCAUGGAUCUAUACUUCAAAUGUGGCAGGGUCAAGUCAGCUGAAAAUGUUUUUACAACAAUACCAAAGACAAGUUCAGUUCCUUGGAAUGUGAUGAUUUCAGGAUAUGUGACUGCAGGGAUGUAUUUUGAAGCCCUUUGCAUCUUUAGUCAAAUGAAAGAAGCUUAUGUUGAACCAGAUGCUAUUACUUUUACCAGCGUUUUAGCAUCUUGCUCGCAACUAGCAGCACUAGAAAAGGGCAAAGAGAUUCACAAUCUCAUCAUUGAGAAAAAGCUCAAAAACAAUGAAGUUGUUAUGGGGGCUCUCCUUGACAUGUAUGCAAAAUGCGGUGCCGUAGAUGAAGCAUUUAGUGUUUUCAAGUGCUUACCGGAGGGAGAUCUGGUAUCCUGGACUUCCAUGAUCACUGCAUGUGGAUCUCAUGGUCGAGUAUUGGAAGCCUUGGAGCUUUUUGCCGAAAUGAAGCGGUUCAAUGUAAAACCUGACAGAGUUGCCUUUCUUGCCAUAUUAUCUGCUUGCAGUCAUGCUGGGAUGGUUGACGAAGGAUUUUCUCUGUUCAACCAAAUGAUCAAUGUUUAUGGCAUUAGACCUAGAGUGGAACACUAUUCAUGUGUCAUUGAUCUUCUCGGACGUGCUGGAAGAUUGCAUGAAGCUUAUGAGAUUCUGCAAAGAAACCCAGAAAUCAGGGAUGAUGCAGGGUUGCUAAGCACAUUACUUUCUGCAUGUCGUCUGUACAGAGAUUUUGAUUUAGGAGUUAAAAUUGCAGAAACACUCGUUGAUAAGGACCCAGAUGAUCAUUCAACUUAUAUUAUUUUAUCCGGCAUUUAUGCUUCUGUUCAGAAAUGGGAUGAGGUGCGGAAGGUAAGAUUAAAGAUGAGAGAGCUUGGACUAAAGAAGAGGCCUGGGUGUAGUUGGAUUGAGAUUGACCAGAAGAUCCAACCUUUCUUUGUUGAAGACAAUUCAUACUGGCAAAUAGAAUCAAUCAAUGAAUGUCUUGAAAAUCUUACCAGUCACAUGGAAAAAGAUGAGGUUUUGCCAUUUAUAGAUCAUCUUGAUGAUGAAGCAGAGAGCAAUUGCUAGGAUCAGUAGGUUAAACAGUACGAAAAUGACAUGGAUCCUGAGACAGUGAUCCCCUUUGUCCAGUGCCAAGGGACUUUUUUUUUUUUGUUUUGCUUUUAAAUCAAUCUCAGGGCAAAGACAAAAAUGGAAAAAGAAAGAUGAAUAAACAGAAAUUUGGCUUUCCUCUGCCUGAUUGCAGACUUCAUCUUUGUUUCAAUGUAUAUUAGAUACAACACAACGAAUAUCAUGACUUACGCAAAUGUAUUUAAGAACAAUUUCAUGUA
This is a messenger RNA of Prosopis cineraria, 2731 nucleotides long. Its product is annotated as pentatricopeptide repeat-containing protein At5g27110. The record is from RefSeq and is a predicted model, not a curated record. NCBI's taxonomy places the organism in Eukaryota, Viridiplantae, Streptophyta, Magnoliopsida, Fabales, Fabaceae. The transcript has a single exon. Gene Ontology annotation, biological process: RNA modification. Gene Ontology annotation, molecular function: protein binding; RNA binding. Bases 348 to 2468 code for a protein of 706 amino acids.